Messenger RNA from Echinops telfairi (small Madagascar hedgehog), 1099 nucleotides. It is a transcript of the gene ARHGEF39, whose product is annotated as Rho guanine nucleotide exchange factor 39. Bases 1 to 1008 code for a protein of 335 amino acids. Gene Ontology annotation, molecular function: guanyl-nucleotide exchange factor activity. The record is from RefSeq and is a predicted model, not a curated record. NCBI's taxonomy places the organism in Eukaryota, Metazoa, Chordata, Mammalia, Afrosoricida, Tenrecidae. Gene Ontology annotation, biological process: positive regulation of cell migration. Gene Ontology annotation, cellular component: plasma membrane. The transcript has 9 exons.
AUGGGGACCCCUUACCCUGGCGCGAGGUGCCCACUGCAGGAGCAGCGCGCCCGUUGGGCGCGGAAACGCGCCUGCACUGCCCGGGAGCUGCUGGAGACCGAGCGACGUUACCAGGAGCAACUGGGGCUGGUGGCCACGUACUUCUUGGGGAUCCUGCGAGCCAAGGGGACCCUGCGACUCCCAGAGCGCCAGGCCCUGUUUGGGCCCUGGGAGCUCAUCUACGGCGCCAGCCAGGACCUGCUUCCCUACCUCGAAGGAGGGCACUGGGGACAGGGGCUGGAGAGCUUCUGCUCCCACCUGGAGCUCUACACCCAGUUUGCUGCCAACGCAGAAAAGUCCCGGAUCACCCUGCAGGAGCAGCUAAAGAAAAACAAACGUUUCCGAAGGUUUGUGCAGCUUCAGGAAGGGCGGCCGGAAUUCUCAGGCCUUCAACUCCAGGACUUGCUCCCGCUGCCACUGCAGCGGCUCCAGCAGUAUGAAAAUCUCGUUGUUGCUCUGGCUGAAAACACAGGUCCUAACAGCCCUGACCACCAGCAGCUCACACGGGCCGCCCGGCUGAUCAGUGAGACCGCCCAGCACGUCAAUGCUAUCGGUCAGAGGCAGAAGAAUGAACAGCACCUACAGCGUGUUCAGGCUCUGCUCAGUGGCCGCCAGGCAAAGGGGCUUACCUCAGGGCGCUGGUUCCUGCGUCAGGGUUGGCUGCUGGUGGUGCCUCCCCGUGGGGAGCCUCGGCCCCGUAUGUUCUUCCUCUUCACCGAUCUGCUCCUGAGGGCCAAGCCUCGGCCCCCCUUGCACCUGCUGCAGAGUGGCACCUUUGCCUGCCAGGCCCUCUACCCCAUGGCCCAGUGUCAACUCCACAGGGUCUUUGGUCACUCAGAAGGCCCUUGUGGUGGACUGCUUAGUCUGUCCUUCCCCCACGAGAAGCUGCUGCUUAUGUCCACAGACCAGGAGGAGCUGUCGCGCUGGUACCACAGUCUGACUUUAGCUAUCAGCGCUCAGAAGAACUAGAAGAGUUUACACAUUACAGAAUCCAGAAUGCCUUGGGGAUAAGUCACAGCCAGGAGUACGAAGGAAACUUCUUCGGUAGUCGAACACAGAA